This is a messenger RNA of Peronospora farinosa, 1617 nucleotides long. Lineage: Eukaryota; Oomycota; Peronosporomycetes; Peronosporales; Peronosporaceae. The record is from the annotation of a GenBank genome assembly.
AUGGCUUCCAAUGGAUACACUACGAUGCGUACGCCCAAUGCUAAUAAAGGAUUGGCUUUUACGGAAGAACAACGCAAGCAGCUUGGUUUACGUGGCUUGCUACCGGCUGCCGUAUCCACGAUUGCAUUUGAAACUGCACGUGCCAUGGCCGCCAUUCGUCGCAAGACGUCGCCCAUUGAAAAGUACAUUUUUAUGCAAAACAUGCAAAAUGUUAAUGAAGACGUUUACUAUCGCAUGCUCAUUGAACACACGUCCGAACUGAUGCCAAUUGUUUACACACCGACGGUCGGUCAAGGCUGUCAAGAAUUUAGUCAUAAUUACACGCAACAGCCGCGUGGUCUCUUCAUUUCGUUGAAUGACAUUGGCCACGUUGCUGAGAUCCUAGACAAUUGGCCGGAAAAGGACAUUCGGGCCAUUUGUUUUACGGACGGGGAACGGAUUCUUGGAUUAGGUGAUCAAGGAGCCAAUGGCAUGGGAAUUCCUAUUGGCAAGUUGGCACUGUAUACGGCAUGUGCCGGUGUUCCACCCCAGAUGUGUCUACCCGUUGUAAUUGACUGUGGAACUAAUAACGAGGAGUACCUGGCUGACCCCUUUUACAUUGGUCUGCGUCAGAAGCGCGUACGUGGUGAAAGGUUUGAGGAACUUGUCGAGGAGUUCAUGGACGCUUCAAAGGCCAAAUACGGCAAGAAAGUUUUAUUGCAGUUCGAAGACUUUGGCAACUCGACCGCCUUCAAUCUACUACGCAAGUACCAGAACACUCACUGCACGUUCAAUGACGACAUUCAAGGUACAGCCUCAGUGGUUCUUGCCGGUUUACUUGCUGCUGUCCCACUAUCAGGCAAGACUAUCUCGGAGCAGACAUUUCUAUUUUUUGGCGCCGGUGAGGCCGGUACUGGCAUUGCGGAACUAAUUGCUCAAGCUAUUACCACGGAAACGGGCAAGUCGGUGGAAGAGUCUCGCAAGCAGAUUUGGCUUGUGGAUUCACGCGGUCUGAUUGUUAAUUCCCGCAAAGAGUCUCUACAGCACCACAAGCUGAUGUUCGCCCACGAUGGUCCCUUGUGCUUAGACCUGCUGUCGGCCAUUGAACAGAUCAAGCCAACUGCUCUUAUCGGCGUGUGCACUAUCGCCAAAGCCUUUAACAAGGAGGUGUGCCAGAAGAUGUGCGAGGUCAAUGAGCGCCCGAUCAUCUUCGCUUUGAGCAACCCCACAUCCAAGGCCGAGUGCACGGCCGAAGAGGCCUAUACGUUCACGGACGGCAAGUGCAUUUUCGCGAGUGGCAAUCCCUUUGACCCUGUUGUAUACAAAGGAAAGCGUUACGUGCCUGGUCAGGGCAACAACUCGUACGUGUUCCCUGGCAUUGGCUUAGGAAUUGUUGCGGCUGGGCUGACUCACGUCGACGACGAGGUCAUGAUCAUCGCUGCCAAGACGCUGGCUGGUUUGAUCACUCCCGCCGACCUGGAAACUGGCUGCGUCUACCCACCGCUGUCCACCAUCCGCAACGUCUCGCUGAAGAUCGCUGAGGCUGUCGCUGAAUACGGAUACGAGAAAAACUUUGCUACGGUUCCUAAACCAGAGAACCUUACUCAGUUUCUGACCGACUUCAUGUACAGUCCCUAA